Spirodela intermedia is the source of this 2150-nucleotide messenger RNA. The record is from the annotation of a GenBank genome assembly. NCBI's taxonomy places the organism in Eukaryota, Viridiplantae, Streptophyta, Magnoliopsida, Alismatales, Araceae.
AUGGGGGAGGUAGCUCUCCUUCUCUCUCUACCCAGCUUGCUUCCUCCUCCUCUUCUUCUUCGUCUUCUGGUUCUCCACUGAUGUGCGUGUGUUUUUUUUUCUGAUUUUGUCAUUCUGCAGGAGGAGAAGAAGCCAGAGGAGAAGAAAGUGGAGGGGGAGGGGAAGAAGGAGGAGCCGAAUAAGCAAGAGGGAUGUGGAGAGGAAAAGAAAAAGGAGGGAGAUGGAAAGAAGGAGGGCGAAGGAGGAGAGAAGAAGGGGGACGGUGGCGGGGGAGAAGGUGGGGGGGAGAAGAAGGAGAGCCCCCCUCCUCCUCCGCCAGAAGAAAUCGUCAUGCGGAUCUUCAUGCAUUGUGAGGGCUGCGCCCGCAAAGUCAUGCGUUCCCUCAAGGGCUUCCCAGGUCAACCCACUUCCCUCGUUCCUCUCUCUCUCUCUUUCUCUCGCCUUCUCCGGCCUUCCAUCUGAUGGGUGGUUUCCGGCAGGAGUUGAGACGGUGACGACGGACUGCCGUACGCACAAGGUGGUAGUGAAGGGGAAAGUAGCGGCGGCGGACCCUCUCAAGGUGGUGGACAGAGUGGAGAAGAAGAGCGGGAGGAAGGUGGAGCUUCUCACUCCCAUCCCUCCCAAGCCAGAGGAGAAGAAAGAGGAGAAGGAAGAGGAGAAGCCCAAGCCAGAAGAAAAGAAAGAAGAGGUCUGUCCCGAUACUCCCGAUAUUCCUGUUUUCGGUUUGGAAUCCAUGGAUCUCUCUCUCUCUCGCUCUCUCUAUCUCUUCAUGGUGAUGAUAAUGACACUAAUGAUGGAUGUCCUCUCCAUUGCUCAGCCGACAGUGAUUUCAGUCGUCCUCAAGGUCCAUAUGCAUUGCGAGGCCUGCUUGCAGGAGAUCAAGAAGCGGAUCCUCAAGAUGAAAGGUUUCACCACCUCCUCGCUGUUAGAUUUAGUUGAUUGGGAGCAGUUAACCCUCUCGAUUAUUUUUCCGACUACCUGUGAUACUUUGACUUGAGCCGGUUACUCUCCCAGAAAUGACCAGGAGAGAGGAGAGGAAAGGUCUUCCGCUUCUGAUCGGCCCCCCGGUCCGGAAAUCAAACCCAGAUUUUGAUUUUUCUAGCUGAUUUUAUAUGUAUAAAUAAAUAUAUAUAUACAUACACAGAGAGAGAAAGAGAGGAAAUAUUUUACGUUUUCUCAUUAACAUUUUGGAACUGUUUUAACGGAGUCUCAUCAAAAUCGUUUUUAAUGGAGUAUCCGAGAAAGAGAAAAAAUAGGGAUGUUUCAUCGUUUCCUGAUGGAUUCUUCCGUUUUUCCGCUCGAACCCAGUUUUUCCUUUCUUCGCUUCUGACCCGCUGGAGCGAGAAAAAGAGCGCCUUUUAGGUUUUUUUGGUGAACUGUGUCGGUUCCUUCUCUCGUAUGCUGAAACCCAUCUUUCUUACCCGCCUGAACGAAUCUCCUCAUCUCCAGUCAAGACCCGGAUAUCAAAUUUUUCUUUCACUCUCUCUCUCUCUCUCUCUAGAGUGGUAAAAAGAGGAUCUUAUUCUUUUUUUCUUAACUGGGUUGGCACCCGAAAGGAAGAAAGUUUCUGUUCCCUUAUCAAACCCUGAUGUUCGGCUUCUCUGCGAUAAUCUAGAGAAAGAUAUUGAAGGAGACGAAAGUUUGUAUUUUUUUUCACGUAUUGGGCUGCCCUCUAAUCAGGCGUCCAGUCGGUGGAUCCGGAUUUGAAGAGCUCCCAGGUGACCGUGAAGGGAAUCUUCGAGCCACAGAAGCUGGUGGAGUACAUCUACAAGCGCACCGGCAAGCACGCUGCCAUCGUCAAGACGGAGCCGGCAGAUAAGAAGCCCGAAGACAAGGCCGGCGACGAGAAGAAGGCGGACGGCGGCGGAGAAGGUGAAAAGGAGAAGAAAGAUGGGGGUGGAGGAGAGGGGGAGAAGAAGGAAGGUGGCGGCGGCGGCGAGGGGGAGAAGAAAGAAGGUGGCGGAGAAGGACAGAAAGAAGGAGCGGCGGCCGUCGAUGAAGCCGCCGCCGCGGUGGUGGCGGCCGCCGCCAAGCUUGGGGAGCUCACCAAGAACCCGUUCCUCUACUACUAUCCGAAAUAUCAAGUGGAGUACGCCUACCCACCGCAGAUCUUCAGCGACGAGAACCCUAAUGCCUGCUCCGUUAUGUAA